UCUCCCAUCGCUACUACUCUCAUCCCAUGCACCCACUGGCCCUUCUCUCCUCCUCCACCUUCUCUUUUUUCUUUUUUUUUUUCAGAGAUACAGAUUCCAUCUCUCGCUCACACACUCUCUCUCUUUCUCUCUCUACCACACUAUUGUAGAGAGAGAAACAAACACACACACACACACACAGAGGGAGGACUUGUUAAUUGUAGUGGUGGGUAGUGCUCCUCCAACGUCGAAAGUUCUCAUUCUUACUUCUUUUUUUCCUUUUUCUUUUUUCUUCAGUUUUGCAGACUCACUCACACGUCAUAUUUAUGUGAAGCCAACUGUCAACCGCAACCAGUGCUCAAACCAGUUUCAUGCGCUUGUCACAAUGUAAAGGUGUUUCUGAAUAAAAUGUGCUGCACCUGGAAAGGAACUAAUCUUUUCCACUGAAGUUCUUGCCGACUUUCUCAUCCAAGAAACAGAGAAUGGGUUCGUGGGCAUACUUUGAUCCGGAGUAUGAAACGCUGAGCAUCAGAAUAAAUCCUCCACAGGUUUCUGUGGACAACUCUAGUUGCAAGGAAUGUACUCUGGUCAAGGUUGACAGCAUGAAUAAGCCAGGGAUACUGCUGGAGGUGGUCCAAAUCCUAACUGACCUCGAUCUUAUAAUUACAAAAGCCUACAUUUCGUCUGAUGGCGGGUGGUUUAUGGAUGUAUUUCAUGUCACUGAUCAACAAGGGCAAAAGAUUAGCGACAGCAGGACUAUUGAGCACAUAGAGAAGGCUUUAGGACCCAAGGGCCACACCUCAGGCAUAUUGAAGACUUCACCUGGGAAGAGGGUUGGGGUGAACUCUAUGGGUGACUACACCGCUAUCGAGCUUAUAGGCAGGGACCGCCCUGGUCUCUUGUCGGAGAUCUCAGCCGUGCUCGCCAACCUCCAUAUCAAUGUUGUUGCUGCUGAAGUUUGGACCCAUAACCGGCGCAUAGCAUGUGUUCUUUACGUUAAUGACGAUACUACUAACCGUGCAGUGGAUGAUGAAUCACGGUUAGCAGCUAUGGAGGAGCAGCUCAAAAACCUUCUUCGUGGGUGUGGUAACGAUGAUAAUGCGGGUCAUACUAGUGUCUCCUUGGGUUCCACCCACGUCGAUAGACGGCUCCACCAGCUGUUAUUUUCUGACAGAGACUAUGAAGGUACUUUUGCAGCUACCGAGCCAGACAGUCCUCUUGUACCAAAGGUCACAAUCGAUCGAUGCGAAGAGAAAGAUUACUCGGUCGUAACUGUUAGGUGCAAAGAUAGACCAAAACUCAUGUUUGACAUAGUGUGCACCCUCACGGACCUUCAGUAUGUCGUUUUUCAUGCUACUAUCUCAUCCGACGGCCCCUAUGCCUCACAGGAAUAUUACAUACGUCACAUGGAUGGUUGCACGCUAGAAACGGAAGGAGAGAAAGAAAAGGUCAUCAAGUGUCUCGAAGCAGCAAUUAGACGAAGAAUAAGUGAGGGUCUAAGCUUGGAACUAUGUGCAAAGGACCGAGUCGGGCUGCUCUCAGAAGUCACACGAGUUCUCCGAGAAAAUGGGCUGUCAGUCACAAGAGCAGGCGUGACAACUGUUGGGGAGCAAGCCAUGAACAUAUUCUACGUGAGUGAUGCUUCUGGAAAACCCGUGGAUGGAAAGACCAUCGAAGAAUUACGCAAGGAAAUCGGCCACACGAUGAGGCUUAACGUGAAAAAGGCCCCGACAAAUACCAAAGCACUUGAAGCAAGUGGAUGGGCAAAGACGAGCUUCUUCUUCGGAAGUUUACUGGAGAAGUUCCUCACUUAAGUUUGUACAAAAAGUUUCAACCUGAACACUGCCAAUGAUUCUAUGCUGUUCUGUUUCUGAAGUUCUAUGUUUUGACAUCACUUUGCAAGCUUGUAUAUAUGAUGCAUGGCUCAACUGCAUUCAACAUUACAAGUGAGGUAAAAAAAAAAAAAACCAAGUGCAAUAAAAGGAUGUACAAAUUUGAUUGACA
This is a messenger RNA of Sesamum indicum (sesame), 1983 nucleotides long. It is a transcript of the gene ACR3, whose product is annotated as ACT domain repeat 3. Lineage: Eukaryota; Viridiplantae; Streptophyta; Magnoliopsida; Lamiales; Pedaliaceae. The record is from RefSeq and is a predicted model, not a curated record.